AGAACAAAUGCAGGCGCAGAGCAAAUAAGAGGCUGAGAUAGAGAAUAAACAAAGCCAAAGUUCAGUUGCUCUGCUCAAUUUUUAUAAAAGGGUCAUCUCUCUGUGUCCAGCCUGUGCUUCGCUGUCUGCGCUUCAACCAGGAAAAGUUCACAAUGAUGCAUGCAGCCGUGGGUGUCUGGAUCCUAUCAGCAGUGAUCUGCGUGGGGAGAGGCCAUCACCACAUUGGUCAUGAGGCUGACCAAGACACCACAGUCGACACCGGCGUCAACAGCCGCUCGAUGGUGACUCAAGCAAACAAAGAGUUUGCCUACCGCCUGUACCUGAAGUUAGCAGCUCAUGCUGACUCAGAGGGCAAGAACAUCUUCUUCUCCCCGAUUAGUGUGUCUGUCGCCUUGUCUGCCUUGUCGGUAGGCGCGCGGGAGGAGACCCACCGUCAGCUUUUCAGUGGUCUGGGUUUCAACAACUCCCUACUGACGCAGUCAGAUGUAGAUCAGGCCUUCCAGAUGCUCUUCGAGAGGGCGAACAACGCGUCUCAGGAAGACAGCAGUGAAGGGACCGCUGUGUUCGUGGACAGACGCUUUCGUCCACGACCCGAAUUCCUGGAGACCUUGAAGCAGUCCUACGCUGCAGAUGGGUUCAUCGUCGACUUCUUCCAGGUCAAAGACAGUGCCGAUACCAUCAAUAAGUAUGUGGAGGAGAAGACCAACGGGAAGAUAGACAAGCUGGUCGACAGCCUGGAUCCAACCACAGUCAUGUAUCUCAUCAGCUACAUCUACUACAAAGGAAAGUGGGCGAAUCCAUUUGACCCUAAGCUCACCAAGGAGGACUUCUUCACGGUGGAUGAGAACACCAAGGUUCCAGUCCAGAUGAUGAAUAUGGAGGACCGUUUUGAUACCUAUUACGACCAGGCGAUUAACACAUCAGUCCUCCACCUGCCCUUCAACAACUCCUACUCCAUGCUGCUGCUGUUGCCCGACGACAUGGCAACACUGGAGAACGCCAUUUGCCCCGGUCAUCUCACCAAAUGGUUGAAGUGGAUGAAAUCCAGGACAUAUGACGUAUAUAUUCCAAAGUUCUCCAUCAAGGCUUCCUACAAGCUGAAUGAUGUGCUGACUGAAAUGGGAAUGACAGACAUGUUUGGUGAUCGUGCAAAUUUCAGUGGCAUUUCAGAGGGGCAACAACUGGCAGUCUCAGACGUUGUGCACCAAGCCACCCUGGAUGUCGAUGAGGCCGGAGCUACCGCUGCAGCUGUCACAGGUGUCGGCAUAACACUUCUGUCCUUCCGCUACAUCCCAGUCUUGAAGUUCAAUCAUCCAUUUAUGGUCAUCAUCACUGAACGCAACACAGAAUCAAUCCUGUUCAUGGGCAAGAUUAUCAACCCAAACAUCUGAUGGAAUAAGCACUUUGUGUUUGCUCAAGCACAGCUGUUGCAUCACAUAUAAAACAAACAGAAAACAAA
Molecule: messenger RNA, 1459 nt
Organism: Sebastes umbrosus (honeycomb rockfish)
Lineage: Eukaryota; Metazoa; Chordata; Actinopteri; Perciformes; Sebastidae
Product: hibernation-specific plasma protein HP-55-like
Exons: 6
Coding region: 153-1391 (412 amino acids)
Biological process (GO): negative regulation of endopeptidase activity
Molecular function (GO): serine-type endopeptidase inhibitor activity
Source: RefSeq, a predicted model, not a curated record